GCCGAGAGAAAGGCGAAGUGAAGGCGGAGUGAGGCAGUGAGGAGCACGGCCACGGCACCAGCGGCACCAGCGGCAGCAGCAGCAGCAGCAGCAGCAGCAACAGCACCGCGGGAGGGCGAGCACACCGGCGAAUCUGCGCGCAGCCUGGACCCUAUCACCCCCGCCAGGGACACUCCAAGGAAACCUCCGCCGAGAAGCAGCUGGAAUGAAGGGGAGGGGGCAAGCACUCUGAGAAAACUACCGUGAGGGAUUUUUUUUACUCGGAGCCAGCGUCACGGCAGCAGCUUUCACCCAGAGGAAACUGCUGUGUACCUAAAACUCCAGAGUUCAGAAAGUGAAGGGGAAAAAUGUGCGAGGCGGGGGGGUCUACCAGAUGAAGAUGCGUCGCUGAUGUCUUGAGCUGAGGGCCCCCUGAUAUCUCUCUCCACAUCACUUCUUCACUUUUGGUUCGCUUGCUCCACAGUCCCCCAGAGCUCCAACAACAGCAGCAGACCCUUCACCUCUCCUCCUUCACCUCCUCCACCUCUCCUCCCCGCUCCCCUCCGCCCCCGCCCGGCCGCCAUCAUGACAUCGGAGCUGGAGAGUAGCCUGACCUCCAUGGACUGGCUUCCCCAGCUGACAAUGCAAGCGGCCAUCCGGAAAGCAGACGCCCAGAACGCCCACGGCCCGGGCAUGGGUAAGAAGAGCGCCCUGCUGGAUCCCAACACCACGCUGGACCAGGAGGAAGUCCAGCAACACAAGGAUGGCAAACCUCCGUACAGCUACGCCAGCCUCAUCACCUUUGCCAUCAAUAGCUCGCCAAAGAAGAAGAUGACCCUGAGCGAGAUCUACCAGUGGAUCUGCGAUAACUUCCCGUACUACAGGGAGGCAGGCAGCGGCUGGAAGAACUCGAUACGGCACAAUCUGUCACUGAACAAGUGUUUUCUCAAAGUGCCUCGCUCCAAAGACGACCCUGGAAAGGGUUCUUACUGGGCCAUUGACACCAACCCAAAAGAAGACUCUCUGCCCACACGACCCAAGAAGAGGCCGCGCUCCGGAGAACGAGCCUCCACUCCGUACAGCCUGGAGUCGGACUCUUUGGGGAUGGAGUGUAUGAUCUCUGGAAGUGCCUCUCCAACGCUGGCAAUCAACAGUGUGACUAACAAGGUGACGCUGUACAACACCGACCAGGAGGGCAGUGACAGUCCCAGGAGCAGCCUUAACAACAGCCUCUCAGACCAGAGCCUGGCCUCAGUCAACCUCAACAGUGUGAGCAGUGUGCACAGCUAUACACCGGUGAGCAGUCACCCAGAGCCCGUGUCCCAGCCCCUGUGUCCCAGCCUGCAGCAGCCCCCUCAGUCCCAGUACAACAUGCCCGAGAGAGACAAGCAGCUCCUCUUCUCCGACUUCGAAGAUCUCAGUGCCUCCUUCCGCAGCCUAUACAAGUCUGUCUUUGAGCAGUCCUUCAGCCAACAAGGUCUCAUGGGCCUCCCGUCAGACUCGUCUCAGCAGACGCACACGUCCUGCUCCUAUCAGCACUCCCCCAGCGGCACCAUCAGCUCCCCGAACAACCUCCCCAACAACCAACCCAACAACCACCCCAACCACCAGCACCCAGCCAGCGUGCCCCUGUCCCACCCAUCACAGGCCCACCCGGGACACGCCUCCCCUCACCCACAGCACCUCCCUCAGCACUCUGGCCCUCACAACCACAACCAACACAAUCAACACAAUCAACACAACCAACACAGUCAACACAACCAACACAGUCAACACAAUCAACAUAACCAACACAAUCAACACAACCAACACAACCAACACAACCAUGGGCACCAGGCACACCCACAGCACCCUCAGCACACAGGGCACCCACAGCAGCACCCAUCCCAUGGACAGCACCCACCACAGCACACGCCGCACCCAUCACAACACGCCCAACACGGACAGCACCCACAGGGCCAUGGAGCGCAGCACCCGAGCCUGUCCCACCCAACCCACCCAGCCCAGCCGCAGAUGGCCUGCAACACAGGUAUUUUGUCGGACUGGUACCCAAAUCUGGAUGCACUGAAAGAAAGCUGUCGCAUCGCUAGCAGCUACAACUGGGCUGACGUUGACCUUUCACCCUUCCAAGGUCUGAGGGAGAGUAUGAGACAAGCGGAGUUGAAUAACUGGUCUCUGGAGCCCACACAAAUCGCGGAUCUCUGCUCGUCUAUCAACCAGUUCUUCGCCCGUACCGGAGUUAUCCAGCCACAGGGGGCAGUGCAGUCUCCCACCUGCCACGGCCCCAUGCACCCCACCAAACCCAGCCAACACCUCAACACAGGUAAUCUCUACAUGGACUCGAGACAGGGUAUGACCAUGAUGGGCCCCCCUGGAUACCCCCACAUGCCCCCCAUGAGCAGUGCAGGCCCUACAAUGACAGGACACCAUGCACAGAUGAACCAGCAGCACAUGAUCCCGAGCAGAAACUUCCAGAUCCACCGCAUGCCAGCCGAUGACAUCCAGGACGACUUCGACUGGGACUCCAUUGUCUAACACAGGGCCCAACGCUGGCCAAAACAAACGCAUAAUAAACGAGCGAUGCCAGGAGGACCCCACAGCUGCGCUCAGCUCCCGACGGAAGAGGGAAUGUGACGCAGGACCAUGAUCGGACUACGCUUUGGAGACACGUAGACUCAAGACUGUGACUUUUUUCAAACACAUACCUAGGAGAUGUUACUUUUGAAGACAAUCAUACUAGUCGGACAUGUCUUGAUCGCUUGUACUCGUCCCGGGACAUGUUAAGACCACAUUGAACCACCCAGCUCCUCGGCCGGCCCUGUCCUGUCACUAGCCAGCAGCCCUCCACAUAUCUCAGCUCUCCUCCCUCUCUCACCGCUCCGUAACUGUCUGUGAUUUGAGCGAAAACGUGUUCCGCUUGUAACUUCUCGUGUUGACAUUGGCCUCCGCUGCCUCUGUUUUUUAAAAAGAUGUUUUGUUUGUUUUUAUUUUAUUUUAGGAAACACAGGCCGUCUCUGUGAGUAAUGUGAUGGUGCUUGUUGGUCACUUUUGGGGGGGAAAGGUGGAUUUGGCGUAUUUUAAAGGUUUACAAUUUAGUCUUGAUGUUUAAAAAAGGAAAUGGAAUAGCACAAUUAGCUUGGGCACGAUUUUGAAUGGUGAGUGUGUGUGAGAAUAGUGUCUUUUUAAUGGUUUUAUUAUCAAGCUAUCUUUUUUAUUUUACUUUGUAGUCCAGUUAAUAUAGUUUCAGAUCAUUUAAAUGUGCCUACAGCAAUUUCAACAGCAUUGCCCAGUUUAUUUGUCUUGUAUGCAGAGUGGGAACUUGCACAUGCUGGCCACUUUAUUAGGUACACUGGUGUGGCUCAUCUCAUACUGCGCUCUUCUAUACACCUCCCUCAGAUUUUUGUAAAGGUUCACUGUGUAACAUUUCUGGUGGGGGGUCCAUUAACUGUUUGUCUUCGAUAUUAUUGCUUUGUCUUGCAUUCUUGCUGUGAGAGGAGUCGCCGCUCCACAGAUGAGACCUGGUACCAUAGAAAUGGGCAAGUCUAAAUCUAAGUUGUAGAACAUACCAGGCAAGGCAAUGGUAUCUCCAAAGAGAAAACUAAAUGGCAAACUCUCAGAAAUGUUACAUAGUGAAUCUUUACUAUCAUUUUAUCCAGACAUUUUCUCUUUUGUUUGAAAGUCUCUCAAACUUUCCUAUUUUGGUAUACAAUGCUCUGUGUUUUGUUUCAGCUGAACAGCACAUGUAAAAUGAAACAAAAUGCAAACACACGUAGAGCUCCACACAAAUAACCAGUGACUACUGCUAUCAGAGGUGGGUAGAGGUGGGUAGCCAAUUAUUUUACUCAAUAAUAAAUAAUAUUAUACAAGUAGAAGUGCAAAGUUGUGUUCCAAGAAAAUACUUAAGUGUUAAAAAGUAUGUCAUUUGAAGGAAAACACAUGAAACGCUGCACAAAAAAAGGAUAGACCACAACAAUACUCUAAUACGAGUAACAGUGGUGUGUGAAAACUACUGAGAACUGCAGUUAUAUUAAAGUUAUAUCAUGUUAAAUAAAAGUACUUUAAAUAAACACAUUACCCACCUCUGAUUGCAAUAUAUAAUUUACAGUGAAGGCUUACACGGUCCAUGAUUACAUAAUAUUUAAUGUAUAAGUUGUAUGUUUGUUUAUCAUCUACAAACUCCUGCCCGCUCUAUACAUACAUGGGUAAUUUUGGCUCUUAUCACCAUGUUCCAAGUGACUCAUUAUCUAGAAGUGUGUGUGCUGGAUGAACAUACAGUGUGUGUUUGUGUGUGUGUGUUUUGUAAUCUUAGGGCUAAGAUUGAUUGCUGUAAUCAUCUGUAUGCUAUCGACGAGCACAAAAGCAGAUGCACACACUGAUUGAAUGGAGAUUUGAGAUGUCCGUUUGCGAGAGAGGACAGCCUUGGGGACUAUGACAAUAUAUGAGACACUAUGUUUUAAAAGCCUUUUGCACAUUUAACCUUUUGUUUAUGUUUGAGCAGAUUGGAAGUGCUCCUCGUGUAUUUUCCAUAUGCAGUAGUCAUUCGCAGCUACAGUGGCUCCCUCUGCUGGUAACUGAGCCACUGUCUGCCGCUGAGUGUAGAGUUUUAGCUAGCCACCAACAUAAUUCAUAUACUUAGAUGACAAUCACACAAUUUAUAAUUUUUUAUGUGUUUUAAAUUUUUUUUUUGAGAAGGCACUUUCAAUUCAGCUGUUUAUUGGAAAUUAUCGUAACAUUGAGGGGUGCCUUGUUUUUAACCUUUGUUUUCAUAGUUUACUUAAAGACCCUUAGUGAAACUGCCACAUGUAACCAAGCAAUCAUUCUGUUUUAUAAUGUUUCUUGUUUUUUUUUUUUGUUUUUUUGUUUUUUUUGAGGGGGGGGGUUAUGAGUAUCAAGUGUCAUUGGGCAAAGAUCACAAAACCUGUGGAUCUCAACAAUGUUUUGUUUACGCUGCCAUGGAUGUAACUCCUCUUGUGCUUAGCUUUAGUGCUUGAGUAACAGGGUUUAGUAAUUUGUAUCAAAGUCAACUGCGCUUUUUGUCAAGAGUGAACUACUUUUGAGUGAGUGUGAGCCAAAAAUUUGCAAUAUAAUGUAUGUGUCACAUCCAGGAGGCACAGUGAAUAUAAUCUAUAAUAUAAUCUGGCUAAUAUGUUAACUAAAUAUUUUUGCUUUGAAAAUAUUUACAUUUUUCGGGGAUUUCAAUACGUGCAAACUGCAAAACCUUACAGUUAAACUAUUUACUGCCCAUCCCUGUGUCUUAUGUAAAAGGCUGAGUGUAUUUCAGUUAUUCCCGGUAAAGAUUCUGUUCUGUAACCAUAAACCGUUUGUAAACUUGAGCAAUUUUAACUAAACCUUCCAAGCAGAGCAAAAUGACAAGUUAAAAGGGAAAACAGUUAAGGCAACGACUGGAUUACAAUCACAACGUUGUGUCUGUGUGUGUAUACGUGUAUAUGUGUGCGUGUUUGUGAGUAUGUCUGCUUGUGUGAAUUCCUGUUAGAAGAUUUCAAUGAACACAAACCUGCCAGAGAGAUUACCAAUCCUGGGGUACAGAUGAAUACAGAUAAAAAAUGUUUGAAAAAGCCUUGUUACAAUAUGGGGAGAACUGCCAACAAGUACUGCUGAUGGAGGCCUGUGGUAUUCAGUGCUGGUGUGUUGGUGCUUGUACAUAAAUGUCUUUUCAAUCAUCCAUUUUGUCCUCUUGGGGGUGGGGUCUAUGGCCGGAAGGGGUGUGGCCUCUUCACCGCAGAAAAGGAGGGAAAAAGAAUAGAGUAUUUUGUUAUUGUCCAAUCAGAGGGUGACAGUUUGUAUAUAUCUAUAUUGUAUAUAUGUGAUGAAAAUGCUUUUGUGUGACACUACCUUUUACCUGUACUAUGGUUCAACAUUCAGUGUUUCAGUGUUGCUAAUAUAUAUUUGGUUUGUGUUUUUAUUUUUUGAUUUUGUCUCUUGUCAUUUCUUGUAUUUUUUUCCUCCUUUUGUCCCUUUUUUGUUCAUUGCACGGUUUAUUACUUUGGUCGUCCAAUGAGGUGACACAGCUAACUACUCUUUGUAUUUGUUUAGUGCUGUAAAAUAACUCAAGUGUUAUUAGACUUGUUGAUACCACCGCCCGCCCCACCCCCUUCCCCCAAUAUGCAUGAAUGGCACUUAAAGAAAUAAAAUAUGGUAACUUCACUGUGGACAAA
Molecule: messenger RNA, 6155 nt
Organism: Boleophthalmus pectinirostris (great blue-spotted mudskipper)
Lineage: Eukaryota; Metazoa; Chordata; Actinopteri; Gobiiformes; Gobiidae
Gene: foxj3
Product: forkhead box J3
Exons: 13
Coding region: 565-2514 (649 amino acids)
Biological process (GO): regulation of transcription by RNA polymerase II
Cellular component (GO): nucleus
Molecular function (GO): RNA polymerase II cis-regulatory region sequence-specific DNA binding; DNA-binding transcription factor activity, RNA polymerase II-specific
Source: RefSeq, a predicted model, not a curated record